CCUCCAUUUGCGCAGAUCUCGCGCGAACCUUCUUCCGCUCUCGAUCUCGAUCUCGAUCUCGCCGUACUUGCAUGGCAGUGGGAUUGCCGGCGCACGAGAUAUCCGACCUGUGCCUCGGGAAGCCCGCGCUGAGGUGCCUCCCCGCCGCCGCCACCGUCGGCGACGCCCUCGCCGCCCUCCGGAGGUACGGCGACGCCGCCGUCGGCCUGUGGGGCUGCGGCGACCUCCUCCUCCCGCCGCCGCCGGGCGGGGGGGCCGGCGGGGGGCGCGCGUGCGUGGGGAAGGUGUGCGCGGUGGACAUCGUGUGCUUCCUGUGCCGGGAGGAGAACCUCGCCGAUCCGGCCGCCGCGCUCCGGUCUAAGGUGGAGGCCGUCGUCCCGAAGGCCGGCGGCCUCGUCAGGCACCUGGAGCCGCACGCCAGCUUGUUGGACGCGAUCGAGCUGAUCCUCGAAGGCGCGCAGAACCUGGUGGUGCCGAUGCGAUCUCCCGGAGGAACGAAGUCGAGGAAUAACCUCCUCCACAACCACCGUGAAUACUGUUGGCUCACGCAGGAAGACAUCAUUCGAUACCUCCUCAACUUCAUCAAUCUCUUUGCCCCCAUACCGGCCCUCCCGAUAAAUUCUCUCGGCAUCAUCGACACCGAUUCGAUCCUUGCCGUUCACUAUUACGACCCUGCUGCAUCGGCCUUGCGUCUGAUCCCCGAAUCCAACCUCAAACAAACUGCAGUGGCGAUCGUCGACGACGAAGACCAAUUGAUCGGCGAGAUCUCGCCAUUGACCCUCAGUUCCUGCGACUUGACCGUAGCUGCUGCUGUUUUGACGCUAUCUGCCGGAGAUCUCAUGGCGUACAUCGAUUGUGGUGGUCCGCCGGACGAUCUAGUUCGUCUGGUCAAGGAAAGAUUGGAAGAGAAGAACUUGGUCACGUUCUUGGAGUCAUUGGAAGAGGAACUGGCGUUUUCUUUGCCAUCCGCGUCGUCCUCUUCCGAUGAAGAGUUUGGGUGCGGGAAGGGCGGGAGAGUCGGAGGCUACUCCGCGAGGAUGGUGAGGAGGUCAGAGGCCAUCAUGUGCUAUCCGAGCUCUUCGCUCGUCGCGGUGAUGAUUCAGGCGCUCGCGCACAGAGUCAGCUACGUCUGGGUCGUGGAGGAAGACGGGAGCCUCGCCGGGAUCGUCACCUUCAAGAGCAUGUUGAGGGUCUUCCAUGAGCGGCUAAAGUCCAUGAGCUGAAACAGAGCAAAGGUGAAAUCAAGAUUGAUGAUGAACUGAAAAACUCUGAUUAAAACAGACUCAUAAACAUGGCACAGAUUGAAUUUUGGCUGGAAUUGCGCGAGUUUGAGGAUGCGAACUUGAGUUAAUCUUUAAAUCUAUAUAUGUUUUUUUCC
Molecule: messenger RNA, 1378 nt
Organism: Syzygium oleosum
Lineage: Eukaryota; Viridiplantae; Streptophyta; Magnoliopsida; Myrtales; Myrtaceae
Product: CBS domain-containing protein CBSX5-like
Exons: 2
Coding region: 72-1223 (383 amino acids)
Source: RefSeq, a predicted model, not a curated record